CUUGUCUGUUUUGUUGGAAUCGGAUGAGUCGUAAUUUUAGUUUUAUAAGUUUUAUUUUGACCCGGGUUUAACCUAAUUAUGGUCUUAUCGUCGGGUGUAGUCGUAAUUUGAAAACCAAAGACGUCAUCUGUUUUUGGAAAUUUCUCUAGAUUUGAGAAAAAAAAACCUCUCCCGAUCGUCCCACGAAUUCAACCCUCUCAAACAAACAAAGCCGGUGGAUCGUUCGGUGCCAUGUUUACCGAUCGCCGCACAGUUUCAACAACGAUAAUUCCAAAACGGCUGACGAUUCGCGCUCUCGGGCAGAGGAGCAGUAGCAAUGUUUCAUUCGUUCAAUUCAGUGACCAAAGAAUGGAUCUCCCGAUUUCCACCACCGGUCGUCGACCCGAAAGCGAACCUGGGUCAAAUCAUUUUGGAUACACUCGAUCGCAACCCUUCGAAAGUACUGCAAAUCGAUACGGACACGUCGCGUCAAAUGACAGCUCGGGAAAUGCGUCUUCGUACGAUCCGGAUAGCACAGAACCUGGCAGGACUUGGAUUCGGUAAGGACGAUAUGGCAGCGUUGGCUUGUUCAAACAGUGAAAAUUUAAGCCCGAUUGCACUGGGUCUGAUGGUUGCCGGCAUACCGUUUAUACCCCUUCCCAUGGGUUUCAACGCCGAUGAUCUUGGUCAUCUGAUGGGUUUAGUUCAACCGAAGCUCGUAAUCUGUGACGAAGCGAUUCUCAAACUGUUACUGGAGGGUGCCGGAGAGGCACUCAAAAUCAAACCCGUAAUGUUCGUGAUGGAAAGUGAAAGAGAAAACGUUCGUAAAAUCGACGAACUUUUGCGGGAGACUGGUAGCGAAACUGACUUCAUUCCACAGUAUCACGGUAGCAUGAAUAGUCAGCCUAGCAUCAUUAUCUGCACUUCGGGGACCACGGGACGUCCGAAGGGAGUGUGCAUCCCGCAAGCACACAUCGCUUUUGUGCUGAAUCGACCAACAACCGGCAAAGAUAACAGCGAUCUUAUCUUCAAUUUCAGUCCUCUGUACUGGGGGACGGGUUUGUUUGCCCUUUUGAACUCCAUCUCAACUGGAACUACUCGUGCUAUCAGUCGCAGUCUGUUUAAUGAAGACAUUUUCUUCGAUGUUCUGGAGCGCUACAAGCCGACGCACUUCCUCACUCCACCGUCGCAUGCGAUUCUGCUGCUGAGUCAUCCACGGGCAGAAACUGCCGAUUUCAGUAGACUGCAAAGUUGGAGUCUGACUGGGAGCUACGCUUCACCCGAGCUCAAACGAGCCAUGCAAGCAAAACUUCCGAACGGACGUAUCUUUAACAGUUAUGCUUCUUCCGAAAUAGGAUUGAUCGCAAUGGAUAUGAUGAACAGCAAAGAGGGUACGGUGGGUCGGUUGAUGCCCCAUCUAGAGGCGAAAGUCAUAGAUGACGAAGGAAUCGCAGUAGGCAUUGGUGAGCGGGGCGAGCUUUUGAUUCGAACGAUGAUUCCAUUCUUGGGCUACUACAACGAUGAGGAAGCAAACAGUCAAUUAAUUGACGCGGAUGGAUGGAUUCGAACCGGCGACAUCGGCUACUUGGAUGAGGAAGCUUUUGUCGUUCUGGUUGACCGAGUGAAAGAUGUCAUCAAGUACCGAGGCUAUCAACUGUCACCGGUGGACCUGGAAACGGUGAUAGCAAGCAUCGACGGUGUUCGACUGGUCUGUGUGGUUGGCAUUCCGGAGCUAGAUGAUUCGUCGGAUUUACCCGCAGCGGUUAUCGUCAAACAUUCCGGGAGUGAACUGACGGAACAACGGGUGCUGCAGGUCGUAGAACGACAGGUUUCCGAUCAUAAACGGUUGCGGGGUGGUGUAUUUUUCUGGCCGGAGCUACCACUGACAGCCACGGGAAAAGUACUGCGGAGGUUGGUUAAGGAGCAACUGUUAGAUGAUAUGAAUCGGAAAGUUGGCUAAACUAUUGGAAUGCUUUAUUGAAUCUUAUAUUAUGUAUUAUAACAUUAUUAAGUCAUUGUUCUGUCAAUACUGUAUAAAACGAGAAAUUACACAAA
Molecule: messenger RNA, 2034 nt
Organism: Malaya genurostris
Lineage: Eukaryota; Metazoa; Arthropoda; Insecta; Diptera; Culicidae
Product: luciferin 4-monooxygenase-like
Exons: 2
Coding region: 317-1939 (540 amino acids)
Biological process (GO): fatty-acyl-CoA biosynthetic process; long-chain fatty acid metabolic process
Molecular function (GO): long-chain fatty acid-CoA ligase activity
Source: RefSeq, a predicted model, not a curated record